CAAUUCAUUGUGCAACGUCAGAUUGCCUUUGCAUCUCGUACCAGUCAAGUGGUCCGACGUUCAAAGCACGGCUACUCCCUAGACCACCAGACCCCAUAGGGUACCAUCCUUUCCCUCGAACCCGUUGUCCGGAACCUCAACACCCACGACUGCCCCUCACUGGCAAGCCGCCAUCAUGCCCGUCAAAUCGCGAUUUAAUAGGCUCGACGCCUUUACCAAGACGGUCGAAGAUGCGCGCAUACGUACAACAUCUGGCGGAAUCGUCACAAUCGCCAGUCUGCUCAUUAUCCUCUGGUUAUCGUGGGGCGAGUGGGUCGACUACAAGAAAGUCACUGUCCGGCCCGAAUUGAUCGUGGACAAGGGAAGAGGCGAGCGCAUGGAGAUUGCGCUCAACAUAUCGUUCCCACGGGUACCGUGCGAAUUGCUCACGCUCGAUGUCAUGGACGUGUCCGGAGAACUGCAGAUGGGCGUGACACACGGUAUCAACAAGGUGCGAUUGAGCCCAGAGGCAGAGGGUAGCAAGGUCAUUGAGGUCAAGGCCUUGGAUCUGCAUGCCGACGAAGCAACACACCUGGCGCCCGACUACUGCGGAGAAUGCUAUGGCGCUCCUCACCCGCCCAACGCAAAAAAGGCUGGCUGCUGCAACACCUGCGACGAAGUGCGCGAAGCCUAUGCCUCUGUCUCGUGGUCAUUUGGUCGCGGAGAAGGUGUCGAACAAUGCGAGCGGGAGCACUAUGCAGAGCACCUCGACGAACAGCGCCAGGAGGGAUGUCGUCUUGAGGGUAGCAUCCGUGUCAACAAGGUGAUUGGAAACUUCCACUUCGCACCCGGAAAGUCUUUCUCAAACGGCAACCUCCACGUACACGACCUGGACAACUACUUCAGCGAUAGUUACUCGCAUACUUUUACGCACAACAUCCAUCUGCUCCGCUUCGGCCCUCAGCUCCCCGAUGAAACCAUCAGGGAUAUUCAGAAGGCCCACAUGGCCUCUGGCCCUGGCCGUUGGUCAAACCACCACAUCAACCCUCUUGACCAUACCACGCAAAGCACUGACGAAAAGGCCUUUAACUUUAUGUACUUUAUCAAGGUUGUCCCGACUCUCUACCUGCCCCUCAACUGGCAUACUGUUCCUCGUUCUACCCUGCAUGAGGACUUUCUUGGUGCUGGCUACGAUCCUUCAUACAGGGGUAGCAUAGAGACACAUCAGUACUCUGUGACUAGCCACAAGCGAAGCCUGCAGGGCGGCAAUGAUGAAAAGGACGGACACAAGGAAAGGAUUCACGCCCGCGGUGGCAUCCCGGGUGUCUUCUUCUCUUACGACAUUUCACCCAUGAGGGUCAUUAGCCGCGAAGUCCGCGAAAAGACUUUCUCUGGCUUCCUUGUUGGCAUCUGCGCCAUUAUUGGCGGCACGCUUACCGUUGCUGCGGCUGUCGACCGCGCUCUGUAUGAGGGUGUGAACAAGAUCAAGAAGCUACACUCGCAGUAGUGAUAUGGUCACGGUGAGUAGUCGGGUCAAACCUCCAAGGCAGAACCCACAUUCGUGCUGCAUAUGUGUGUAAUGCCUGAGGUGGAGUUUAUGGCGUCCUAUUUUGGCUUUUUAAAGGGAAUUAGAUGGAUGGCGGUUCAGCCAAGUCCGUAAGGGGGAAUGGCGGGGCGGGUUAGGUUGUGAAGUGGAAUAGAUCUUGCGUAUUUAGCACUGAACGGCUGGUAUCUUCUAGAUCUGGCUUUCAACGGAGAAAAACUUACAUAAAAG
Exserohilum turcica Et28A is the source of this 1753-nucleotide messenger RNA. RefSeq lists its product as uncharacterized. NCBI's taxonomy places the organism in Eukaryota, Fungi, Ascomycota, Dothideomycetes, Pleosporales, Pleosporaceae. The transcript is spliced from 3 exons. The record is from RefSeq and is a predicted model, not a curated record. Gene Ontology annotation, biological process: endoplasmic reticulum to Golgi vesicle-mediated transport; retrograde vesicle-mediated transport, Golgi to endoplasmic reticulum. Bases 176 to 1486 code for a protein of 436 amino acids. Gene Ontology annotation, cellular component: COPII-coated ER to Golgi transport vesicle; Golgi membrane; endoplasmic reticulum.